Molecule: messenger RNA, 773 nt
Organism: Cyprinus carpio (common carp)
Lineage: Eukaryota; Metazoa; Chordata; Actinopteri; Cypriniformes; Cyprinidae
Product: protein O-linked-mannose beta-1,2-N-acetylglucosaminyltransferase 1-like
Exons: 4
Coding region: 362-667 (101 amino acids)
Biological process (GO): protein O-linked glycosylation via N-acetylgalactosamine
Cellular component (GO): Golgi membrane
Molecular function (GO): beta-1,3-galactosyl-O-glycosyl-glycoprotein beta-1,3-N-acetylglucosaminyltransferase activity
Source: RefSeq, a predicted model, not a curated record
UUGUUCUGUAAAAAGUAGGAAACUCUAGUAGACAUAAUCUGUGUUUUAUUUACUACUAGAAGUCAGUGUAUUUUGUUUAAAAAUCUUUAUUAUUUAUGCAAAGACAACUUUCCUUGCGGCUGCACAAGACGGAACUCAACAAACUGUACCCCUAAACUGAGAGAAAUAACUUUCAAAAGUCGACCUUCCAAAUUUAAUUGUAUAAUACGCACUCAGGACUGUAGAGUCAGUUCAUUAUCAUGUGUUCUGUGUACGCUGAUCAGUGAGUUAAAGGAUUUCACUAUUCAGCUCAUGUUUGACCCACAUCCGGAGACAGCUGCGCUGCAGUACAGCUACGCAUCAGGACCCUGGACAGCGGCCGAUGGAACGUUUCAUCGAUUAUGUUACGUCACUCAGCGUUGGAAGAAAGGCCGUGGCCAGUGCUGUCCUGUUUCUACUGAUCACAGUGAUUGUGAAUAUCAAACUCAUUCUUGAUACAAGGAGAGUAGCCAGUGAGGAAGAUGCAGCUCAAGAGUAUGAUGAUGCCCUGUCUAACAUGGAAACUCCCCGGAGACCAGCCAGUGGGAGGAAGGUUUUGGAUAUCGAGGUGUACUCUAGUCGAUCUAAGGUGUAUGUAGCAGUGGACGAUACCACUAGGCAGAGUGCCACUGGACAGACACAGAGCUGAACCGCCGGAGGAAACUCUUCUGCAGUAAAGUGGAAGGAUAUGGAAGCAUUUGUAGUUGCAAGGAUCCAGCACCCAUAGAGUUUAAUCCUGACCCAAUAAGAAACAC